Molecule: messenger RNA, 1497 nt
Organism: Clonostachys solani
Lineage: Eukaryota; Fungi; Ascomycota; Sordariomycetes; Hypocreales; Bionectriaceae
Source: the annotation of a GenBank genome assembly
AUGCUGAGCUCUUUCGAGGAGCCAGAGAAGGGCAUUGUCAACAUCUAUCAACCUCAAUGCUCUCAGGAAUAUCACGUCAAACCUACGGGUAAUGACUUCCUGCGCACGCCUGAGCUUGGACGAUCUGGCUGGGAGCUGCGAAACAUGUACAAGCUCUCAGGCAUGGAGAAAGUCGGAGACGACUUUUUCAAUCGUCAGCUGGCCGUUCAUCACUGUUUUGAUUUCUCGACCGGACGUUCUGUCUUCUUGACCCUCAAGGCGAACCAUAAAAAGAUUCUUGACCAAAUCACCGAAAUUAACAAAAAUGCGGUCCCUCAUUCAUUGGCCUCUUCCUUUGUCACCUCCUUGGAGACGCAGCUGGUCAGUUUCCAUUGGAGUGUAGCAGGCUGGAAAGCAUUCGUAAAUAAGCUGGAGCAUGGGAUCCAUGAAAUCUCCCAGAGGAUACGCAAUAUACCAAUGUCGGGCGAUGAUGAGAAAAAUGGCCUUCUGUUGUUGAGGUCGCAGACAUUUAGAGAAUCACAGGGGCUAGGCGCCAGUCCGGGGUCUCAAACCCAAUCACCACAGCGUCAAUCUUCUUUCAACUUGAUCAAAACAACAAUAUCAGGCAAUAUCAAGAACGGGGGCCCAGCGCCGGGCCCUUCUGGUGAUGAAAAGGUGGCGGAGAAGCUGGAGAAGCUCGUUCAAAGUACCAUGGAGCGGACGAUUGAGAAAGUGAGAAAAUUGCAAGAUUUUCCAUUUGACCAUCUGCAAACGCUCAACUCGAUCUGUAAGAAACUAAAGGAAGCGAAGUUCAUCAUGGGAUCGAAUGCCAGAGUUCUCCAACAGACUCGCCAGUUUUAUCAACGGUUGUUUGAAGAUCCUGGGUGUCCUGCUGAAAUAAAAAACGCCUGCCCCAAGGAUCUUGAGUGCUUCCAAAUAAGAAUUGAGCAGUUGGAGAAGAGAUUGUUGACAGGGUGUUCACGAAUUGAUGCUCUGAUUGAAGUCGCUGCCGAUGCCCAGAUCCUCUAUGAUUCCAUUCUGCAACUCAAGAGCGCAGAAACAAAUAAUCUCUUUGCCAUGGAUGCUCUAAGUGCUUCUGUACGAAUGGAGAGCUCCACUCAGCGGAUGGAAGAGAUGACGAGAAGCAUGAAUAAGAUUGCCGAAAGCACGGAGAAGGAUACGGGCUCCAUGCAUUUUAUGACCUUUUUCGCCCUCAUCUUCCUACCUGGUACAUUUCUUGGCGUAAGACUGCUCCUUUUGUUUGUCCGAGAGUCUUCUUCGCCUGCUUUUCUGACCGAACAUACCCAGAGCUUCUUCAGCACGCCGAUCUUUGGGGAUUCCGAGGAAGGGAGCCCACAGUCCUGGAUCUUCCACAAGGAUCUUUUCGUGGUUUUCAUAAUCAUUUGCUUGAUUAUGAUGGUCAUCACUCUAAGCUUAUGGGGAUUGUAUUUGCGUGCACAAAAGUUGCGAAGAAAGCAGCUGCAGGAGUACAAUGAAGCCGCCUCGAGCCCAGUGUAG